Molecule: messenger RNA, 2741 nt
Organism: Cadophora gregata
Lineage: Eukaryota; Fungi; Ascomycota; Leotiomycetes; Helotiales; Ploettnerulaceae
Exons: 2
Coding region: 372-1604 (410 amino acids)
Source: RefSeq, a predicted model, not a curated record
GCAAUUGUUUACCUCGUCGCUGUGGGACCGCUAAACAGAUUUCGCUUUUCCUCACAAAAUUCGGCCUUUUUUUUUAACUUCAGUCUCUCGUUGCAUACUGUCUAUUGCAUUCUAAGCUGACUGUAUCUUUUACUCCGCUUAAAUUAUUGGUUCCUGUCAUUCCUCCUUUCUUUACUAUGCUCUAUGAAGGGCUUACUUCAGGGUUGUGGAGAUCGACUGAAGUCAACUGUCACGGCAUGAUAGUGCUAAGGUGCUUUCCACACCUCUGCGAGGUUCAUCUAUCGCAGAUUGUUCCAACUGCUUUCCUUUUGGCUUAAAAAGCUCGCUGGACAAAAUGCAGAAGCUGAAGCAGCUGUUUACUAUUCAGUCACAUGAUCACAUGUCAUGUGACGGCAUGGACAUGCCAAUAUCCAUAUUUUUUCGCAAAACUUUGCUCAACAACUUUAUAUCCAAAAUUCAUUUGUUCCGUCUAUAUUAACAAGUCUAGUUCCGUUGAAGGCUCUCUACUUAAGGCACCACUGCCCUGCCAAAAAUAUAAAGCUGUUUCUCCCCACCACAGCUACUCGCUCCUCACAACCAGUUUUCCUGGUCUCAUCUCGAUCAUUAACCAGUAUUUAUCCCUCAGCAUGGCACUUACCAAGCCAAUCUUCCCAAUAUCCCACCUACCCAAGAAAUCUACACCCCCAAAACUAACAGUCUCCCUCCUCACCACACACUCUCCAGCAACAAUAACAUUCGUCCUCUUCCCCACCCUCCCACCAGAACUCCGCCUUCGAAUCUGGCGUUUCUGCCUCCCCAGCGCACGCCUCAUCCGUCCAAACAGCAAAUGCACCUGCUCAAAUGCAAUGGACUCACACUCCAGCCCUCCUCUACCAACAUUCACCACCACUCACCCAACACUCUUAUCCGUAAAUCGAGAAUCACGGACCGAAACCCUGAGACAUUACACAAUAAUUUACAGCCUCGAAGACGCCUCAAGCCUAUCUUUCAAUCCCGAGAGAGACAUAUACUUCCCCUCCUCCCACUCACACACACACUCAUGCUCCUCGCUCUCACCCUCACCAUUCCCAACCUCCAGUCCUCCCUCCCCGCGUCAGGAAUUCACCAUCCCCUCUUAUUCCAUCAAAAAAGACACCCAAAUCCGCCGAAUAGCCAUCCAUGAAUCUUUCUUACUAAAAAGCAAGCUGUCCGACCCAACAAGCCUGACUAGUAUGGCGAGAAGCUGGAGUGAUCUAGAUGAAUUGCUUAUUGUUGUUAUGCUGAAUAGGAGGCUGGUGUGGCCGCAUUCGAUUUAUAGGGAGCGGGAGAGGGUUUUGAUUCUGGGAGAGGAGGUGGGAUGGGAGGAGGGAGGGGAGGAGGGGUGGGGAGAUGUGGGGGUCUUGGGUGGGCUUAUGAGGGGUUUGGAGGGGGGGAGUGAGGAGGAUGGGAAUGAUGAGGAUGAGGAUGAGGAUGAGGAUGGGAGGCGGAAGGGAAAAGGGAAGGGGAAAGGGAAGGGGAAGGGGAAGGGGAGGAUGCCGGUGGUAAGGGUUGUGCAGCCUAGGGUUGUGGAUGAGAGGGAGGAUCCGUUUUGUGUGAGGGUUACGCCGCUGAGUUUGAGGAGGUAGGUGGGCUGGCUGGGUUGGUGAGUGUAUAGCGUGCAGGGCAGGAGGAGCUCUCCAGUGUGGAGCGGCUUGGUAUUUUCUGGGUAUUUGCUGUGUAGCACUGUAUUAUAUGACGCAACGGCAAGCAGCUCAGCAUCACCUUCAUUUAUCCGUAACGCUUCAGACCUUUCUCCAAGGAACAAAGAAGAAAGCUUGGGCUGAAGCCCUCAGUAUCGAUCAGGAUCAGCAGAGUAUAGCAAAGCUCAAUCUCGAGCGAGAUCUUCAAAUGGGCAACUCUUGUCCUCCGCCAUCUUGGUCCCAAAAGCUAGCAGGAAAACGAAGCCAUGGAACUCUCCAAGCAGCUCGGAUCUAUUUGCAACAUGAGGGAUAUACCGAGCCUCAAGAUCUCGUGCACCACAUAAAGUUUCGAGAGCUUGCACAAGCUCUGUUCCAUUUUCUUGGCUGGGACGACUGCGAGUGGCACUCUUGUCACCCCCAUACUUCUGUCCGACGUGUAUGCCUCAAGAACGUGCGAGCCAUACCAUUAAGUUUAAUAUUGCUGUCUGUGGAGGAAUUCCGGAUGAUGAUCUCACAUACAUCCAUUUCUCUCCUAUUCGCUACAUUCGCCUCCCUGACCUCAGACUUCCACCAACAAGAUUUCACGCACCGUGGUUGGUCUCUGCGGCAUUUCUAUAUCAGAGGGAGGGCUAAUUACAAGCUGCUUAAAACAAUCGAUGUUUCUUCGUCGCCGAGUUGGGAUCGUUGGGCCUUGCUUGGGCGGUAUUGGAGUAUGAUUUGAGAUGAGGCAAACGGACUUGAGAAUGAUUGACUUUUUGUUUGUCUUUUCGGGAAAUAAGUAAACAAUGCUAGGACUCUACUUCGUAGCGAGUGUUUCUCUGCGAAACUUGGAUUGCGCUUGACAUCGAACACCGGGCUAAAUGCAGAUAUGCCUCAAUAGUCAUGGAGAUAGUGUAAAGUACGAAAAUGCCGAAGAGUUCACACCAUUGGCUUUGCCUGGAUCUUGACUCCUUUGCUCGUCCAGGGUUUGGGAGAUUUCGUUCCUCUCCGUCCUUUUCACUUUUUAGCCACCCUGUUUGAAUGAUGCCUUCACUGUGGCAAAAUAUAUCAUUCCCAGAGAGAAAUGGUUUAUCAACAGCCCCC